Sinocyclocheilus grahami is the source of this 2763-nucleotide messenger RNA. RefSeq names its product deleted in lung and esophageal cancer protein 1-like. Gene Ontology annotation, cellular component: cilium; cytoplasm. The record is from RefSeq and is a predicted model, not a curated record. Gene Ontology annotation, molecular function: tubulin binding. Lineage: Eukaryota; Metazoa; Chordata; Actinopteri; Cypriniformes; Cyprinidae. Gene Ontology annotation, biological process: negative regulation of cell population proliferation.
UAUCAGGUGCAUUCUGAAUACAACAGACGGAUUCAGAACGCUGACAUGCUGGAAACACACAUCAUACAGGCCCGUCUGCAAGCUGCUGCAAAGGAGGAGCAUGAACACAACAGAAUCAUGGAAGAAGUGGGUGAGGCCUACCGUCAGCUGGGUCUUCCCCCAGUUAAAUCAGCUUUCAAGUGGUGUGUGGACAGUGAGCUUCUCAGGAGCAACAACUUGAUUUGCCCACUGGACUAUACAACAGUGCACACCCCAGAUGUUAAAAGCCCAAAAGGCAAGUUUACUCCAGGCUUUGCCCAGCCAACUAUCUCUUAUAAUAUGCACAUUCUCACCGAACCACAGGAUGAUGGUUACACUCCUCUCCCCCCACCUGCACAUACGGCCCAGAGCCUGCUGGAACAAUCAGAGGAGACACGCAGGUUCCCUGGUGAGGGGGGAAUUGUCGCUCCUGGAAUGAGUUGCCAGUAUAUGGUGCGUUUUGCUCCAGACUCUCUGGCUGACUAUGAGGACGUUCUGGUUGUGGAGAUGCAGUUGCCGUAUCCUCUCAUUAUACCGAUAGAGGCCCACAGACCACCUCCAAUACUCAGUUUGCCUUCUGUCAUGGAUUGUGGUUACUGCCUGGUGGGAGGGGUGAAGUUUAUGGAGGUUUUAUGUCGGAAUGAAGGAUUGAGUGCAGGAACAUUCUGUGUUAUGCCUAGGAAACAGUGGCCUGCCUCAAGCCUUAGGUCUGCAGUGAAGUCUACUUUCGCAGAACAGCCUCCCUUUGCUAUCAGUCCCUCUAUUUUCGGUCUUCUCCCUGGACAGGCCACUGUCAUAGAGAAGACGAUGGAUGUGAAAAACAAUGCACACUUGGAGCUCCCGUACCACUGGCAGAUCAUGAAACCCAACCUUCAAUGUCUGUUGCCUGAAGAGACUCUAGACCCCUCCAGCAUUCAGCAUCAUCUUGAUACAGACAGUGUGUUCAGCAUUACUCCAGUCAUGGGCAUCCUGAGCCCUGCACAGGAACAUGAGUUCCUGCUCACAUACUGUCCAAAGGAUAAAAACUACCACAGUGUCUGCCAGUUGGCGAUCAUGGAUGUUCCCGAUCCACCCAGAAUCAGUGAUGAUGGGAUGCGUCUCAACACAGCUCUCCAUGUAAAGGAUGUGACUGCUUUAGAGAUUGAAAUGAAAGGUUCUGCUGAGCCGUAUAAGAUCCUUCUUGAGCCGUAUGCUGUUUUAAUAUCAGGGGAGACUUACAUACACAACACAAUCCGCAAGAGAUUCAAGAUGUGGAAUCACAGCAAAUCAGUCAUUCACUUUGAAUGGGAGCGUAUUAUUGACAGUCAUGCAAUUGAAGUGGAGCCUUCAAUAGGAGAAAUAGAGAUGAAUGAGUGUUUCGACAUGGAGCUGGUUCUGACUGGAAGCGAUCCGGGUCAUUUUAACUCAGCUCACAUUCAGCACCAUCCUAAAACUAUAGGGCUGGCCAUUGAGGUCACAUUUAAGGGUGCGCAUUGCUCAGUGAAUGUGCCCAGUCUGGAUUUUGGUUUGCUGCAAAUGGGAAGUGAGAGAAUCUCCACCAUUGAUAUCACCAACAACAGCCUGCUAGAUGCCCACUGGAGCCUAGAGGAACUGUCCCACACCCAGCUGCCAAUCAAGGGACUGGUGUAUAUGAAUCCAAAUAAAGGUGUGCUGCCUCCCCUGGCGUCCUGCAGUGUGGAUGUGGUCUUCAGGGCCCUGUACUGCCAGCGUUUUGAGUCAGUCCUGCAGCUUACUGUGCUCAACGGCACUGGCUGUCAUCUCUCUGUACGAGCAGUCGUCCAGUCUCCUCAGGUGUGCUUGGUGAGCUGUGAGCUGGUGUUGGCUGAUCUGUAUGUAGGUGUUCCACAGACAGACAGUGUUACCUUGUUUAACCAAACACUACUGCCAGCCCACUUCACCUGGAGCAAGCUCCAAGGUGCACAAGCUCAUCUCUGCUCUGCAAGCUUCAGCCCCUCUGCAGGCACUCUGGAGCCCAAUGCCAAGACAGAAGUCUCUGUCUCAUUCACUGCUCACACUGUUGAGGAACUGACUAAAGUGGCUGCAGCUUGUGAAGUAAAAGGAAUGGAGAGUCCAUUGUUGCUGGGCUUUUUUUCUAAAGCCAAACCUCUCAGAGUUUCCUACUCACUGCCUUCUGAUUGUGUUAAUUCAAGGGAUGCCGAUCACCAAACAAUCACACUGGACUUCAGUGAGCAUGAGCCAGUCGUCAUUGGCAAAUCUAUCAAACGGCAGUUGCUGAUAACUAACGACACCGCUAUUACUGCUCCGUUCACUGUUGAAGCAGAGUACUUUACUGGAUGCUGUCCUUCACAAUUGGAUGAAAACUCUGAAAGGAGCGGUGCACCUCUCCACUCUGUCCAGGCCAAAAAAAUACAGCAAAAAGCAUAUGAUGAAUUUGUAAACUGUCUUCUUUCCAAUGGGAGAGGUGCAGCAUUCUUUGUUGAACCGAACAGUGGGAUGCUCGGCCCAUUUGAGACUCAAGCCAUCAAUAUCACUGCUCUCACCAAUAUGUGGGGGAAUUAUCAAGACAAGCUCAUAUGUAAAGUUGGAGAUCUAGAUCCAACUCCCAUUCCUAUCCAGAUGUCUGUGAGGGGCUGCCCCAUUUACUUUCAGAUGAUUGGACCACAACCUGACAACCAGAACCAGGGUCCAAUUAUACGAUUUGGAAGCCAUGUUUCUGGAGGAGACACUGUGUCACGCUCUUUACGGCUCAUUAACACCAGUCCGUAUGGAUUCUUUGAUGAAUAG